UCCUCAGAGCAGCAGGUCCCUGGAAGCAGCCAAACUGUCAAUGACUGCUGCAAACACAUGCUCACUCUCGGCUCGGCUCUUUCUUCAGUCGCUGCCAAGGAAAGAGGAGGAGGAGGAGGAGGAGGAGGAGAAGUGAGGCUGGAAGGAACAGACUGCAAACACACAGAUAGAGAAGAGAAAGAGACAGACUUGGACCAACCUCUGACUGCUUACCUCGCGCCUCUGCCUGGCUGACUGUGUGGGAGACAGGAGGCAGCCUACAAGUGAUGCCUCGCACUCUCUGGAGCAGAACGUAGUCAGGACUUUCUUCAGCUUUCUCUUUCCACAUUUUCCCCCUUCUCUGUUUCAAUGAUGAGGAGAGACCGCCUCGUCUUAGCUGCUACCCUCACAGCCAUCUUCUCCGCUGACCUCUACUUUAUCCUCUUACCAAAGCUGCGGAGCGUGGGGCAAGGGUCAGAACACUUUUGCCAAUGUGGUCCCAACAACCUCACCCUUCCCAUGCACGGGGGUCUCGCCACCCCGCAGCUCUACAACUUCACUUCUGGACAACUGGAUGGUACCACGCCUGAACCUGCUGAUGGGGGCUCAAAGUUGGGAAGGCUGUUUGCUCACCCUCUGUAUAACAUCCAGCCUCCGGUGCUGGGUCCGGAGGAGAGGCUGCUGCAGACGGAGCAGCUGAUGGAGUACUACAGGAAGAAGGUGUCACGCUGGGAAAGGCAUAUGAAGAUGUACAGCGAGGCAGCGGCUAUGUCCAACAUCAGUGUGACGGAACAGGAAGUGACCUUUGACCCCAACGCCAGCUGGCUGAAGUUCCACCUGGGAAUAAGCCGCUAUGCCCUGUACUCCCGCGACGACCCUGCUAUACCACAACUUGUCAAGGACAUGCAGAGCAUGGCGGUCGUCAGCGCAGAUUACACUCAAGAUGAGAAGGCCCUAAAAGGAGCAUGUGAUUGUACCCAAGUCGUGAAGCCCAGCGGACAUCACCUGAAACUGGCUCUGAAGAUGCAAAACUACGCUAAAGCCAUGUUCAAACCAAUGAGGCAGCAGAGGGAUGAGGAGACCCCAGAAGACUUCUUCUACUUUGUUGAUUUCCAGAGACACAAUGCAGAGAUUGCUGCCUUUCACCUGGACAGAAUCCUGGACUUCCGGAGGGUCCCGCCUGUGGUUGGCAGGCUGGUGAACGUCACAGGAGAAGUCCUCCAAGUCACGCACAACGAAGACCUACGAGCCGUCUUCUUCACCUCACCAGCGAACAACACGUGUUUCUUCGCCAAGUGUCUCUACGUGUGUAAAACUGAAUAUGCGGUGUGCGGGGGCCCCGACCUGCUGGAGGGCUCCCUGUCUGCCUACUUGCCCAGCCUCAGCAUCGCGCCCCGCAUCUCCAUCCCCAACCCAUGGAUACGCUCCUACAGCUUCACUGGACGAGAAGAGUGGGAAGUGAAUCCCUUCUACUGUGACAACAUAAAGCAGCUGUAUCCCUACAACUCAGGCAACCGGCUCCUCAACAUCAUAGACAUGUCCAUCUUCGACUUCCUUACAAGCAACAUGGACAGGCACCACUACGAGAUUUUUACUAAAUUUGGGGACGAAGGGUUCCUUCUUCAUUUGGACAAUGCCAGAGGGUUCGGGAAGCACUCUCAGGAUGAGAUGUCCAUCCUGGCUCCGCUGUCUCAGUGCUGCAUGAUAAAGAGCUCCACACUGCUGCGACUCCAGCUCCUGGCCAAGCCGGAGUUCAGGCUCAGCCACGUGAUGAGGGAGUCCCUGGAGGGAGACCCUUUACAGCCCGUCCUGUCGGAGCCACACCUCUUGGCACUGGACCGCAGGUUACAGAAGGUCCUGCGAGCGGUCCAGCGCUGUAUCCGCAGGCUGGGCGAGGACGAGGUGAUCACGAGGGACUUUAUCAAAUCCACAGCGAGACCCGAGACCGCCACAGCGGUGGAAAGGGUCAGGUAGCACAGGGCGAAAAAGGGGGUCGUCGAUACACUUCGUAGCUGCUCUUUGCACCCCGGAAGCCUUCAAGAUAAAGUGCAGCGAGCAAACCAGGCUCAGAUGGUUUUAAGGAACAAGCCAUAAAAUGGAAGACGCUGUGAAAUCUUCAGAGCGUGUCAGAAAGAAAGGAAUCUCAGCGUGGAGGGCAAAAA
Molecule: messenger RNA, 2141 nt
Organism: Etheostoma spectabile (orangethroat darter)
Lineage: Eukaryota; Metazoa; Chordata; Actinopteri; Perciformes; Percidae
Gene: fam20a
Product: FAM20A golgi associated secretory pathway pseudokinase
Exons: 11
Coding region: 349-1953 (534 amino acids)
Biological process (GO): enamel mineralization
Cellular component (GO): Golgi apparatus
Molecular function (GO): protein serine/threonine kinase activator activity
Source: RefSeq, a predicted model, not a curated record